AUGAUUCGGUCUGCGAAAAUCCUGCGCCUAGAAUUGGAGGAAGCAACUCUCCCCGACCCCCCGCCCCCGCUCACUCCCCAGCUCCCCUCAUUCCCUGCCCCCCUUUCCGCCUGGCCAACUGGAGCGACAAGCCUUGAGGGGCUGCUUGGAAGGAGGUGUGGGGCCCAAAGGGCAGCAGGGCGCACGGGGCGCACAGGGCAGCAGGGCGCACAGGGCAGCAGGGCGCGUGGGGCGCACAGGGCUGCAGGGCGCGCGGGGCGCACAGGGCAGCAGGGCAGCAGGGCGCACAGGGCUGCAGGGCAGCAGGGCGCGCGGGGCAAACAGGGCAGCAGGGCGCGCGGGGCAAACAGGGCAGCAGGGUGCACAGGGCUGCAGGGCAGCAGGGCGCGCGGGGCGCGCAGGGCUGCAGUGCGCGCAGGGCGCGCAGGGCAGCAGGACAGCAGGGCGCGUGGGGCGCAGCAGGGCUGCAGGGCGCGCGGGGCGUGCAGGGCAGCAGCAAGGGCUGUAGCGGCAGCAGCAAGGGCUGUAGCGGCAACAGCAAGGGCUGUAGCGGCAGCAGCAGGGCAGCAGGGCGCACAGGGCUGCAGGGCAGCAGGGCGCACAGGGCUGCAGGGCAGUAGGGCGCGCGGGGCGCGCGGGGCGCACUGGGCUGCAGGGCGCACAGGGCUGCGGGGCAGCAGGGCGCGCGGGGCGCGCAGGGCUGCAGUGCGCGCAGGGCGCGUAGGGCAGCAGGACAGCAGGGCGCGCAGGGCUGCAGGGCGCGCGGGGCGCACAGGGCUGCAGGGCAGCAGGGCGCGCGGGGCGCAGCAGGGCUGCAGGGCGCGCGGGGCGCGCAGGGCAGCAUGA
Molecule: messenger RNA, 846 nt
Organism: Closterium sp. Naga37s-1
Lineage: Eukaryota; Viridiplantae; Streptophyta; Zygnematophyceae; Desmidiales; Closteriaceae
Source: the annotation of a GenBank genome assembly